Entelurus aequoreus (snake pipefish) is the source of this 2784-nucleotide messenger RNA. Its product is annotated as phosphatidylinositol-3-phosphatase SAC1-B-like. Gene Ontology annotation, molecular function: phosphatidylinositol-4-phosphate phosphatase activity. Gene Ontology annotation, cellular component: endoplasmic reticulum. NCBI's taxonomy places the organism in Eukaryota, Metazoa, Chordata, Actinopteri, Syngnathiformes, Syngnathidae. The record is from RefSeq and is a predicted model, not a curated record. Gene Ontology annotation, biological process: phosphatidylinositol dephosphorylation.
UCUCGGAAGUCGCUGUUUCGAACGGCUCGUUCACGAAUUGCUCAUUUCUCCUUCCGGCGGAAGUAGUUGGUGUGUCAGCUGACACGUGACGUCACGGAGGUUCACCCGGAUGAAAGAUGGCGAACACCUAUGACACUUUUCUUUUGCUCACCACACCUGAUACCUUUUACCUGGAGGCUUGUGACCAUGGCUGUGGGGACGUGUUGGCCAUCGAUAGGGUGUCAACCGACAUGACUCUCACCGUAAAGAAGGACAUUCCUGCAUCAGCCGAGACCAGGCCAAUAUGUGGAGUCAUGGGGACCGUGCGUCUGGUGGCAGGUAUGUACCUGAUUGUCAUCACCGAGAAGACCAAGGUGGGCGAUCUCUUUGGCCACGCCGUAUGGAAGGCUUUGGAUUUUGACAUCAUCUCCUACAAGAAGACAAUAAUACAUCUAACAGACAACCAGAUGCAAGACAGCAAGACCUACUUGUCCAUGAUCAACAAUGUCCUCCGUACAGCCAGCUUCUACUUUGCAACAGACUAUGAUCUUACCCACACUCUGCAGCGGCUGGCCAACACCAGUCCUGAAUUUCAGGAGAUGAGCCUCCUGGAGAGGGCGGAUCAGCGUUUUGUUUGGAAUGGCCAUCUGCUGAGGGAGUUCAUUGCACAGCCAGAGUUGCACAAGUUUGUAUUUCCUGUCAUCCAUGGAUUCAUCACCAUGAAGUCCAGUUGCAUCAACGGCAAAGUCUUUGACUGGACUAUUAUCUCAAGGAGAAGCUGCUUCAGAGCUGGUGUGCGAUACUACGUCCGAGGGAUCGACUCCGAGGGCCAUGCUGCCAACUAUGUGGAGACGGAGCAGAUCGUGCAGUGCAACACUGCCAAGGCUUCCUUUGUUCAGACCAGAGGCUCGAUCCCCUUCUACUGUCAAAGGCCUAACCUCAAGUACAAGCCGAGACCACAGAUCAGCAAAACCGUCAACCAUCUGGAUGGAUUCCAGAGACACUUUGACUCCCAGAUUCUUCUUUACGGCAAACAAGUCAUCUUGAACCUGAUCAACCAGAAGGGCUCAGAAAAGCCACUGGAGCAGGCCUUUGAAAAGAUGGUGGCCAGCCUUGGAAACGGCACCAUCAAGUACGUGGCAUUUGACUUCCACAGGGAGUGCAGUCGGAUGAGGUGGCAUCGCCUCCAGCUCUUGUUGGACAUGGUUGCUGAGCUCCAAGAGGAAUUUGGGUAUUUCCUGGUGGAUUCAGACGGGAAGGUACUGUUGAACCAGGAGGGGGCAUUCCGGAGCAACUGCAUGGACUGUCUGGACCGUACCAAUGUCAUCCAGAGUUUGCUGGCCAGACGCUCGCUACAGUCACAGCUCCGGAGAAUGGGCAUCCUCCACGCCAACCAGCACUUGGAGGACCAAGCAGAUUUUGAGAAGAUGUACAAGAAUGCUUGGGCAGACAACGCAGAUGCUUGCGCCAAACAAUAUGCGGGCACCGGGGCCUUGAAGACCGACUUCACCAGGACCGGCAAGAGGACUCAGUGGGGGCUGCUGAUGGACGGCUGGAACUCCAUGAUCCGGUAUUACAAGAACAACUUCUCCGAUGGCUUUCGACAGGACUCCAUCGACCUGUUCCUGGGCAACUUUGCUGUGGAUGAAGGCGAUACCAUGACACCAUUGCAAGAGCCCAAGGACUGGAAGUUUCUGACGUUGCCGAUCAUCAUGGUGGUGGCAUUCUCCAUGUGCAUCAUCUGCUUGCUCAUGGCCGGCGACACCUGGACCGAGACUCUGGCUUACGUUUUGUUCUGGGGGACAGCCAGCGUGGUGACCGGCGGCCUGAUCCUCUUCAACGGGCGGGACUUUGUGGACGCGCCCAAGCUGGUCCAGAAAGAGAAGCUGGACUGAAUGUGUGUGUGUGGAAAGCAGCUCACCACCUCAUCAUCGCCUUACCCCCAGCAGCAUCAUCAUCAUCAUCAGGCCUGGAGCCUGUACUAGCACCAGAGGAGCCUGUACUAGCACCAGAGGAGCCUGUACUAGCACCAGAGGAGCAUGUACUAGCACCAGAGGAGCCUGUACUAGCACCAGAGGAGCCUGUACUAGCACCAGAGGAGCCUGUACUAGCACCAGAGGAGCCUGUACUAGCGCCAGAGGCUGGAGUGGAGGAAGGUGAGGUCAGCGGCUGCUAUCCACACUGUUCUUAUGUACCAUCAAGUUCUGGGGGUUUAUGUACAUAUUCAUAUAUAUAUUUGUGUGUGUGUGUAUUUAUAUACUUAUAUAUAUAUAUACACGUGUGUGUAUAUAUAUAUAUAUACCUAUAAAUACACAUGUGUGUGUGUGUGUGUAUAUAUAUAUAUAUAUAUAUACACAUAUAUAUAUAUAUAUGUAUAUACGUGCAUAUAUGUAUAUAUAUACUGUAUAUACAUACAUGUAUAUAUAUAUAUGUAUAUGUGUAUAUAUGUGUAUUAGGGUUAGGUUGGGAAAAUGACUCAGCUUCCAGUCAGCUGAAGUCCUUGAAGUCCUUGUUGUAAUGACUAUUGAAAUUGCUUGAUUGCAAAGUACUACAAGACUACACACUUUGAAGGGUUUGAUCAUUAGGUUGUGUUCAAUGAGUACUCAUUCCAUCACUUCAAGUGUAAUUACAAGAUGCUGAAUGUAAACUUCCUUCCCUUUUUCAGAACACGUCCUAUAUAUUCCUCUACAUGUAUAAAUACACACCCCACGCAUGUAUUCAGACUCCUUUAUCAUCAUUCCUACUUUUUGUUUCCUAUUUGUCAAGUUCAGCGGGACAAAGAUCAGGCAAGACCUUGGACACCCC